Fusarium fujikuroi IMI 58289 is the source of this 732-nucleotide messenger RNA. RefSeq lists its product as uncharacterized. The transcript has a single exon. Bases 1 to 732 code for a protein of 243 amino acids. Lineage: Eukaryota; Fungi; Ascomycota; Sordariomycetes; Hypocreales; Nectriaceae. Gene Ontology annotation, biological process: nucleobase-containing compound metabolic process. Gene Ontology annotation, molecular function: nucleic acid binding; 3'-5' exonuclease activity. The record is from RefSeq and is a predicted model, not a curated record.
AUGAAUUUCCAAACGGAACCAGACAUCAUACCCACCUAUGAAUCCGAACCACGCAUCAUCUGGAUCGGGGAUGCUGAAACCUUAUACACUCUCCUCGACGAUCUUGAUGAUAUCCCAAAAUUUAAACCACGCCUCUUCAUCACCCUUGAGGGGAAUUAUAUCGGACAUGAAAGCAGAAUCUCCAUUAUGCAGAUCUACAACGCCAUGUCCCAUCGCGUCUACCUCAUAGAUGUAUACUGGCUCAGCGCCAUAACAUUCUGGCGGGUCAAUAGGCGCAUGACUUUUCUCAAGGGUGUUUUAGAGUCCGAGGAUAUCAUCAAGGUUUUUUUCGACGUGAAGAAGUACUCCGAUGUACUGUACAGCCAGUUCAAGAUCAGGCUUGCCGGGGUUCACGAUCUUCAGCUCAUGGAGCUGGCGACUAGUGGGAAUCCUCACAGGCUCAGUGAUAUUGACAGCUGUUUCUGGAAAGAUGCCUCUUGGCGGUCGGAGAAUGGGUGGUUGUUUUGGGAUCUUCGAGGAGCCGUUCCUUCAUGGUGCUCUCAUCGGAUACGCUCUCGAUGCGUUCAGAUCUUCCCUACGCUGCAUUCUUGUUACGACGAAAAGCUACGGGCUCAACCUGGGCAGCGCGAAAGCAUGAUUGCUGCUUCGAAAAGUAUAAUUGAGCUGUCGCAGGGCAUGAUCUGUGCCACGGAGGAAUCGGAUCGGGCUCUUAUGCGUCGUGAUGUUGACUGA